Molecule: messenger RNA, 588 nt
Organism: Ogataea philodendri
Lineage: Eukaryota; Fungi; Ascomycota; Pichiomycetes; Pichiales; Pichiaceae
Exons: 1
Coding region: 1-588 (195 amino acids)
Source: RefSeq, a predicted model, not a curated record
AUGUUAGUAGGUACUAUAGUUAUGGUAGAUACGAGGAAUACGUUGGAUUCGAUUUUGUCAAAGACCUACUCAAGCUUGGUAUGUCGGGAAAAUCACGGCUUCGGCAAUAACCGCAUUCUCUCUCCGAGUACAGGCGUAGAUGAUGAAAUCCGCAAUGUCCUGAGCAACCAAGGGCUCCUUGUCCUUGUAAACAUCGUCGGCUUUGGCCUGGUCUCCUUUGAAUCUGACGAGAGAAAACUCAGUUUUGACUGCACCAGGAGCGACCUCAAUGACUCUAAUCUUGGUAUCGGUGAGUUCUUUUCUCAAACUUCUACUGAAAAAUUUCACGGCGGCUUUGGUGGAGCAGUAAAUAGCUCCUCCUGGGUACGGAUUUCUGCCUGCGAUCGAUCCGAUGUUCACAAUAUCUCCUCUGUUUCUCUUCUUCAUUCCAGGCAAGAUCUCUUGGGUCAGCGUGAAGAGUCCAAGAAUGUUGGUGUCCAGCAUUGUCUCAAUGUCCGAGACAUCAAUCUCCCCAACGGGAUCUCUUCCCAGGGCAAGACCAGCAUUGUUAACCAAAACAUCAACCUCGGCAAAUUCAGUUGGAAUUGA